AUGGGCCCCCGCUUUAGUUGCUGCUUCAUGGAGCACAUAAAGAAAAGUGAUGGGCAUGUCUUGUCUCAAGACUGUGGCAGUGGCUGUCAGAAGUACAUGGUGCGGCUGUUGACUUAUCUGCCCGGAACAACAGUUUCCAAGCUUCCUUUAACGCCACAAUUAUUGUAUGAAAUCGGCAAAACAGCAGCCCAAAUGGACAAAAUCCUGAACGAGAUGACACACCCUCAUCUCAGUGUGCUGCAGAGGGAGGGGUUCAAAUGGAGUCUGUCAAAUGUUGCUCUCCUGGAAGGGUACCUCUAUGUGAUGGAUGGAGACCCUCUUCAGGAGGUUAUGAAGUCUGUCAUUCAACAGUACAAGACCUCUGUGGUUGAAAAGUACCCUGAUUUCCGCAAGUGCAUUAACCACGGCGACUUCAAUGACCUCAAUGUGCUCAUGCAGCCUGAUGAGACUGACUGCUACAGGAUUUCUGGAAUCCUUGACUUUGGGGACAUGAACAGCGGCUACUACAUCCAUGAGUUAGCCAUCGCUAUCAUGUACAUGAUGAUAGAGCACCCUAACCCCAUUGAGGUCGGCGGACCUGUCCUCGCAGGCUGGGAAAGUGUCUUUCCCCUCAAUGAAGUGGAGAAAGAUUGUCUCUAUGUGCUGGUGCUGUGUCGCUUCUGUCAGUCUUUGCUUUUAGCUUGUUACUCCGUGACUUUGGAUCCAGAAAAUGCAGAGUAUCUGCUUAUUACAUCCAGGAAGGGCAACAAAAUUCUCCGUGAUCUCUGGGAGCUCGGCAAGAAGCAGACAGAGAAGGCCUGGUUCCAAAGUGCUGCACAGUUCGCUGACAGAAAGUGAGGACUGUGUGAAGGAAGCCAUUCACAAAUUUUUAUGCACAGUAAGGUGAUUCCACUUAACUUUUUGCACAAGUGAAUGAAUUCUAAAAUAAAAAGUUAAAACAAUAGAUUAGAAUAAAUAAAACAAUUUGUUUUCAACAUAAACCAAACUAGAAUAAUAUUCAGUCGAGUGAAUACCUCCGCCAACUCAUCAUGAAACCACAAUCAAAUUCACUAGAUCUGGGUUUUUAUAUGGAUCUGCACCACAUUGCACAGCAUAGAGAAAUCAAAUGAAAACAUUGAAAAUUGGCCUAUCACACAAUUUUAAAAUUAGAGGAAAACAAUUCCGCCCUCUGAUCCGGACUUACUUUAAAUCAGUUCAGUAAGCUUUUUGUGCAAUCCUUGAGGAAAGCGCAACCUCAUUGUUGGACAUAAACAUAUAUUACCCAAAUAGAAAUACUGCAGUGUGUCUGAGUUAGAGAUGAGUAGAUGAACAAAAACUGCAAAGUAUUGACACUGUGUGUUAACAAUGGAUUACAUACUGUGAAAUUAGCCAGCAACCGAAUUAACAGCUGACCUGAAAAAACCUGGAGGCCUCCAUAGAGAGGAACUCGCUCCAGAUGUAGAUAUAAAGCAUUUAUAGACAAAAGGCCCAUUAUAGGGUAAAGAAAAGAACAAUUCAUACAUUUAAAAAAAUAGAUCCCUUUCACUUAAAUCUUACACACUGAACCUUUAAGAAACACGUUCAGUGAGUGCUCAAAGUCUACAGGGUUUAUACAUCUCUAUGUGCUUGGGUUUAUACAUUUAUAUAUGCUUAGGUUUAUACAUGUAUAAAUGCUUGGGUUUAUACAUUUCUAUGUGCUUGGGUUUAAACAUUUGUAUAUGCUUUGGAUUUUAAAUUUCGAUAUGCUUAGGUUCAUACAUUCCAAUGUGCUUGUGUAACAGGAUAUUGGAAUGUAUGGUGACAGGUCGCUUAAAUGGACAUUGGACUGUUCUGGCUGAGUUCACCUCUGUGACUCAGCCAGAGAUGAUGUAGGUGGGGCAGACCAUGUCCUAAGUCACUCUCUGUUGUUGAGGAUUUUUUGACCAUCCUCACACAUUCCUGAAUAUGCCACUGUCUAUUAUGUAUAUUGUAUAUUACACUAUAUAUGUACAGGAGAAUGGUACCUGUCUUAUUCCACAAGCAGUACCAAGGUCAGGUUAUAGAUAAAGGACCAACCGACUGUACACGGUAGUGUCUACGCUUAGGGACUUUCAUAUCUAACUCCCAGACAGAGAGGCACCAACUUCAACUCUUUUCUUAAUUACAGCAGGGGCAAGACCUUAGGAUACAGUGUGAUUUAGGAAUGCAUGCUUUUGGCUUAACUAUCCAAUAGGGUGUGAACAACAUGUGACAUAGAGUUACAGCAUUUCUAUCCUCCAUGGAUGUGCUGUUAAAUUGGGUGACAAGAGUAGAGGGAGAUAUCUGGGGAAGCUGUGGGAGACAUCUUCAGAUGUGGGGGUAACAGUUGCUCAUGUUACUCUGUUUGUAUAUUGUUCCACCUUCUGGUCUCCUCGAUGCAUG
Paralichthys olivaceus (Japanese flounder) is the source of this 2379-nucleotide messenger RNA. The record is from RefSeq and is a predicted model, not a curated record. Lineage: Eukaryota; Metazoa; Chordata; Actinopteri; Pleuronectiformes; Paralichthyidae.